Messenger RNA from Alnus glutinosa, 1036 nucleotides. RefSeq names its product chlorophyll a-b binding protein 37, chloroplastic. Lineage: Eukaryota; Viridiplantae; Streptophyta; Magnoliopsida; Fagales; Betulaceae. Gene Ontology annotation, biological process: photosynthesis, light harvesting in photosystem I; response to light stimulus. Gene Ontology annotation, cellular component: chloroplast thylakoid membrane; chloroplast envelope; plastoglobule. The transcript has 2 exons. The coding region runs from base 99 to 896 and encodes 265 amino acids. The record is from RefSeq and is a predicted model, not a curated record.
CCUUAUCCAUGCCCAUAGGCUUCUCCCCACCCUCUCUCACUCGAAGCACAUAUAGAGAAGAUCGAAGCACUCAACCACCGAGGAGCAUCACAUAAAUCAUGGCAACCUCCGCCAUCCAACAGUCAGCAUUCGCCGGCCAGACCGCCUUGAAGCAGUCCAAUGAGCUCGUCCGCAAGGCCGGCAGCUUUGGUGGUGGCCGUGCCACCAUGAGGCGCACGAUCAAAAGUGCUCCACAGAGCAUAUGGUAUGGUCCAGACCGCCCCAAGUACUUGGGACCAUUCUCCGAACAAACCCCAUCAUACCUGACCGGUGAAUUCCCCGGUGACUAUGGCUGGGACACUGCCGGCUUGUCAGCUGACCCCGAGACAUUUGCCAGGAACCGUGAGCUAGAGGUGAUCCACAGUCGAUGGGCCAUGCUCGGAGCUCUGGGAUGCGUCUUCCCGGAGCUACUCUCGAAGAACGGUGUCAAGUUCGGCGAGGCCGUCUGGUUCAAGGCCGGUGCUCAGAUCUUCUCCGAGGGCGGCCUUGACUAUCUCGGCAACCCGAACUUGAUUCAUGCACAGAGCAUCCUGGCAAUCUGGGCCGUUCAGGUUGUGCUCAUGGGAUUCAUCGAAGGGUACAGGGUUGGCGGAGGACCGCUCGGUGAAGGACUCGACCCAAUUUACCCGGGUGGUUCCUUUGACCCGCUUGGACUGGCUGAUGAUCCUGAAGCAUUUGCAGAGUUGAAGGUGAAGGAACUGAAGAACGGGCGGCUGGCAAUGUUCUCCAUGUUCGGUUUCUUCGUUCAGGCAAUUGUCACCGGAAAGGGCCCCAUUGAGAACCUCUUCGACCACGUUGCUGACCCGGUGGCCAACAAUGCAUGGGCUUACGCCACUAACUUCGUCCCCGGAAAAUGAAGAGACCUAAACAGAUAAUUAAAUGUGUCUUCAUCUGUAACACUACUCAAUCUUCUUGCCUUCGCUGCAUGUUGAAGUUCUUGCUAUAUAUAUUCCACCUGUACUGAUGAAAUAUUACUAGUAAAAACUGCUUCAACUUA